ACAACAAAGAUAUCAAAUUAAUUUUCCUUGAGUUGAGUUACCAAGGGAGAUAUUAGUCAGUCAAAACAAGUUAGAUGUACUAAAAGUCAAUCCACAGAUGUGUCUUAUCUCAAAAUUUGCAGCAUUCGUAUACUUGUACAUGACGUUUCAUAAGAAUUGGCCGUCCCUGGCGAUCCUAUUUUGCUUCAAAGAUCCUUGCAAGAUUUUUAAUUUUUAAUAAAGAUUUUUGCAAGGAUGUCCUAAGGUUUUUGUACGUUAACGCAAUUACCAAAUGUAGAUCUGCUUUAAUUAAAAAGUUUAGUUUUUUAUAUACACGUAUAAUAUAUUUGAUGUUUAUUGCUAUUUUCAUAAUCGAUACAAGAAUUAAAUUUACAAAUAUUAAAUUGCUUCAAGAAAUUUUUAUUUUACGAAAGAAUGGAUAAAAUAAUUGGAAGCUAAGUUAAACUGUCUGGUCCAUAUUAGUAGUUACGAUGAAACUAAAGACUUUUUAAUAUUUCUAUAACUUACUUUCAAGUUUUGUUAUUUCAAAAAGUGUCUCGGCGAAGUUAAUGAUAAAUUGAAAGCACGCCUUUGAUGUCCUUACUUCGACAUAAUAAAUCAAAUUACCUACGCUAAUUAUUUGACAACAGACACACUAUCAGUCUAAUCACAACAAAAGGAAAAUUAUAAAACCUGAACGCAAAGGGUGUUAAGAACCAUUUCAACUAUGAAAACCGUUUUUAGUCUGUACCCGUUAGUUUUCGUGAUGCAUUGCAUUACCGGAGGCGAAUGUAAACUUGACAAUGUAUCCGAAGAUGGGCAGUAUCCCGAAGAUUUACUUAACAUAUAUGCGAAUCUUAUCAGAUCUUCAAAUCAUAUACAUUAUAUGGUACUGCGAUAUAUCUCCACCGAUCGUUACAACAAUUGUGACAUGCUCCUGUUUACUUUGGUAAACUACUUUAACAGGAAAACCUAUUCAGUGGAAAAUAAUUUUUUUAGAGCAAGCGCAAACUACGCCGAGUUGCGGCAGAAUAAAAAGAAAAUGAAAUCCCCGGGCAAUAGAAUAUUUGCGAAUCAGGCCAAUGUAAUGAUUGUACCGGAUAAAAAUAUUUUCGAACAAUUCCUGCACCAUGAUCAAAACAUUGGGACGAAAGCGGGGCAUUUGUUCUUAGUAAUAUUCUGCUCCAACAAUUCAAGUGCUGCAAUUGAAGAAAUUCUCGAGAAGUUUUGGGAGCGAUUUGGAGUUUUAAAUGUCAUCAUCUUUAUUGACUCGAAGAUAGUGGUCUAUAAACCCUUUCGUAACACACGUGGCCAUUUUGGAAAGGCGGAAACGUAUCAAACGGCAGGGAUCCAAACAAAUACGAAUACAAUUAUUAACGACGUAAAACGUUUAAAUGGAUAUCCGAUAAGGGUCAGUAUGCUAGAAAGACAACCCACAGCUUUAAGACAUUUACCGUUAGGGCUUCAGGGCAUUAGCAUUUACAAAAACAAGAGGUUCUUCGGUGAAGAUGGGAUGAUACUGUCGGGAUUGUCGGAAAUAAUGAAUUUCACGAUCACAUUUAUCGAUGAUCCCAACGCACAGAUCUAUGGUAAAGUUCUAGACAACGGCACAGCUACCGGAACGUUAGGGCAAAUCUUAAGAAGGGAAAUCGACUUGCAAGCUAACGGAAGAUAUGUCGAAGAUACUGGAAAUGAGGAUUUUGAGUUUGGCCUACAGUACGACCGAGACCAAAUGUGCGUUGUGGUGCCGAAAGCCUUGCCGUUUCCGAGGUGGAAACUAGCGUUGCGGGUUUUUAAAGGCAAAUUUUUCUUAUAUUUUUUCAUUGCGCUGGCCUUGUGUGCAUAUCUUAAUUACAAGCUAACGAAAAGGUACGAUUCCAUCAUGGAAAUAAUUGCGGUAAUGUUGUCGCAGUCAUCUCAAAGUGUCCUUUACCAAUCGACAUCGAGAAAAAUAUUUUUACUCGGUCUAAUGUUAUUCAUCUUAAACUUAUCUGUAAUAUAUUUCGCGCACGUGCUGUAUUCCUUCAGCAACCACACGUUUUAUCCAGACAUAAACACCAUCGACGAAUUGGACAAGUCAAAUCUCACGAUUAAGUCGGCCUUCAACAUCUUCAGUUCCAUUCCCAGUGCGGUGUAUCAAAGGAUAUCAAACGAAAAGGUCGUCGAAGACGCUAAAGUUGAUGAUAUAUAUAACAGGUUAAAACUCGUCGCUACUGCCAGAAACUGCGCGACGACCGGUCGAUUUAAAGAAAUUAAACAGUUGAUACAAACCAUCCAACGUCAUCACGAACAAAAUCUGCUACACGUGGUUCCAGAAUGUCCCAAAUCGUUUUAUUUGGCGUUCAUUGUCCCGAAGGGGUCCCCUUAUUUGUCGACAUUUAACCAUUACCUAUCGAAAUUUAUCGAAGCCGGAUUGGUAUUAAAAUGGCGCAGGGACUUUAGGAUUGUUAUCUCGUCGCCACUAAACGUCAAAGACGACGAUUUGUUUGUGUUUCGUUUUGAAGAUCUCACGUUCGCUUUUUUUGUUAUACUGUACGGCCACCUAAUUUCUUUAGCUGUUUUUGUCGGUGAAAUUUUGUGGGCGCGAUGACGUCCAUUUUGGGGAAACCGUAACUCAUAAAACUGGAAUAAUAGGUCAUACAAAAAAAGCUGUUGACACUUUAAUAAGACUUUGUUUGGGAUUACCAACUAGAAUGUACAGUUGUGUUCGUAUUAUUUAAGCAGUUUAAAACAAGCUUUUGUGAUUAUUUCUUUAAGGCUAUCACAGACAUAUGUUUUGGUUAGCGAGACAUAUGUUUAAAGUUAUAUUUAAUAAAUGCAAAUCAUUGGCGUUUACUAUAUACUAAGUAAUAUUUUUUAUUUAUAUGAAUUUUGUAACAAUGCCAACAAAUUGAAUGUUAUAUUAAACAAGAACAAUAAUAAAGUGGUAGGUACAAAAACAAAAAUUUGGUUAUUAAGCUCUUCCAAGCAUUCAUGAAUUGUUUCCGACACUUUCACAAAAUGUUACAAAAUUACAGUUAUAAUUUUUCUUACCAUUAUAGUCCACCCAUUUUCCAACAGAUUAAAGUCCAGACUUAAUGAAGAUCACGGUUACACUUCUACAUUAUUAUUUUGAAAACAGUCCUUAAUUGAAUUUGCAAUAGGCACGGGACAAUUGUAUUGAUAAAUAAAAAAAAAUUUGGGAUAUAUGGACCUAAUAGAUAUGGAUGGAAGUAUAAUGUGCUCCGGAACAUUAAGAUAGUUUUUAGAAUAAAAUCUUUUCUCCAAUUGCCAGCAUACAUCAAGCUCAUGGGCACUUAUCCAGCUCUACAUAUUGACAGAAAAACCCCCAGAUAUAAAUGCGAGGUUGUUAGUAUAACGCCCUUCAAAUUUUGUUCCGUCCGGUGGAUACAUCCGAAUUUGCCCGUUAUAACUAGAUUGAAAAGUUUUUUAUCCAGUUCCAAUAUUCAGGUUCGCGUUAAAUGUAACGCUUUUUCAUUUAAUAACCCUCCUUCUUCUAUUUUUCAACUAUUUGUGUCUUUUCGACUAGUGUUGACAAUUGACACAAAAUUAAAUGCCAAAAAUAAAAAACAAAUACACCAUGAAAAAUUAGGCGUAGGGGUUUUUAAUGAACAGGACCCUAUUUAUUGUAAGAAAUACAACCAAACGUAUAGUAUCAUAAAUAUUGGGACAAAUAUGCAGGGGAAGAGAUUUUUUACUGUUCCUUUUUUCAUAAAUAGUGAAUUAGUGAUUUUGAUAAGGACAGGAAGGAGCCUUUGAAGUCAUUAGUUCAAAAGUAAGUAAUUACGAAUGAGUUUAUUUUCAUGUUUAUAAUAAUUAAGUAAUUAAAUAAGCAGCGGUAAAAAGGUUUGGCUCGUUUAUUAUAUCACACGGAAAGAUUCAGUAGCACGACAAUCAUGCUAAGCUGCAAACAUUGUACGAGUAUUCUUCCUUGUGCCCCACAACCCUGAGAUACUUUCAUUCACUUUUUUAACGUCAUUUCAAUAACACCCUGUAUUUCUGAAGUUAUAUAUUGCAUUUCGUAGGAAAGUCGUGAUAAUUAUUUAAGCAAUAUAUUUUGUAUGGCUGGAAUGUUGCCAAACACAAUAUAUAUUCUUUUUAAAAUAGAUUGACAUACUUUAUACCUUUGUUCGUUGUAACCGGCCGUGCCCAUUAAAUCUCACAGUUUAGGGAAGUUGCGUUAAAAAAAAAGUUGCAAUAUCUAACAUUGCUUCCUUUAAAACAAUAUUAACUAACAACCCAAAUACAAUAAAAUUAAAACCAUUUUGGGUUAACCGAUAACAGUUUUUUUUUAAGGUGACUGGGUGGCAGCAUUAAAUUCUUAGAUUGUAUCUAUAAAGCUGAUAAGAAAGUUCUCGGAAUAUGUUGUUUAUCCGCAUUCUUUUUUAAGAACCAUUAAGAACCUAUUUUUCAUCAAAAUAUGAAGGAAAUAUUAACGAAAAAAAAAGUGUUACCGCCCCCCGUUACGAAUGCAAUCACUUCCAUUUCAUUUGCUAGUGGGAAAAAAAUUGAAACAAGCAGUACCUAAAUACCUAUAUCUCAAUUAUCAUAUUAUUAAAACGCAUAAUUGCAAUGACACGCAUAAAUAACUGCAGCAAUUUAUACGCAACGUGGCAUUAUUAUUUUAUGCCACUCCAGAAUGUCCUAUUUCAAAAACGUAUCUAAAAAUAAAAGACCUUAAGGUCCGCUAAAUGUCAGUCCAUAUUGAAACAAACAUUCGCUCGAAAAUAGAUCGAGAACGCAGUAAUUAACUUAUAAACACACCCGUUAUUGCCAACGGCUCGAUCACAAUUCCAAAACCAAAAAAUCACGGUGAAAACUCAAGAGCGCGCGAGAAAAUCUACUGCACAAGACAAGCGGAACGCCAAAAGAACAAAGAAAUCGGCAAUCGAGUUCCGAAAAAAUCGAUCGG
Messenger RNA from Cylas formicarius (sweet potato weevil), 4891 nucleotides. RefSeq lists its product as uncharacterized. The record is from RefSeq and is a predicted model, not a curated record. The coding region runs from base 707 to 2569 and encodes 620 amino acids. The transcript has a single exon. Lineage: Eukaryota; Metazoa; Arthropoda; Insecta; Coleoptera; Brentidae.